AUGGGAGACAAUGCAAGUGAAGAACAUCAAACAUCAUUCGCAGCUCCUCUCAUAUUUUUCAUCGUUCUCGCAUUUCAAUUUGCAUCCUAUUGGAUCGAUCACUUCAAGAAGAUUGGAUCUGAGAAGGAAAAAGAAGUUCAGUUGCGUGCGGAAAUAAAACAACUUUCGAAGGAGGCGAACUCCAUGUCGCAGCCAUCCACCUUUGCACAAGCAGCAAAACUCAAAAGACAGGCAGCUGCAAAGGAGAAGGAACUUGCAAAGUGUCAAGAUUUACAUACCAGUGACACAACUCUGUAUUCAAAAGCUCUGCUCAUCUCAAAGGUUUUAACAUAUUUAAUUUUGCUUAUCUGGUUUUGGAGGUCUCCUGUGGCUAGCAUAUCUCAACAACUCGUGCAACCAUUUGGGAGAUUAUUAUCUUGGAGGACUGGAGGAGUUCAUAAUAACAAUAUUAUGGUUGGCAUAAUACCUUGGCUAGCAGUAACUUCCAGGGUUAGCAAACUUAUUUGUAAACUCACUUAUAGCAAAUAG
Molecule: messenger RNA, 528 nt
Organism: Vicia faba (fava bean)
Lineage: Eukaryota; Viridiplantae; Streptophyta; Magnoliopsida; Fabales; Fabaceae
Source: the annotation of a GenBank genome assembly